Seriola dumerili (greater amberjack) is the source of this 2243-nucleotide messenger RNA. RefSeq names its product syntaxin 16 (gene stx16). Gene Ontology annotation, cellular component: SNARE complex; membrane; endomembrane system. The record is from RefSeq and is a predicted model, not a curated record. Gene Ontology annotation, biological process: vesicle-mediated transport; vesicle fusion; intracellular protein transport. The transcript has 9 exons. Bases 371 to 1336 code for a protein of 321 amino acids. Gene Ontology annotation, molecular function: SNARE binding; SNAP receptor activity. NCBI's taxonomy places the organism in Eukaryota, Metazoa, Chordata, Actinopteri, Carangiformes, Carangidae.
AUGAGUAGAAGAAGAAACGGUUGACGCAGGUGUUUACGUUUUCCUUCUUCCGCAGCUGCCUAAAGCGGACUAAAAUUUACCAAUCUGACGUUAAAUCCAAACUUUAAGGAGAAACUCGCGGUCAUGUUUCUUAUUUUUAACUUAAGUAUUAGAGGUGCUUAGCAGAUCAAUAUGCUUAAGGUCGUUUGCCGUCCACUAUAGGCGCUGUAUCGUGAGUUUUCCUCAUCAUUUAUCGCAAGCAAAGCUAAAGCUAAAUCUAGCAGUGCGUUAGCAGCGGCUCAGCGGCUCAGCGGCUGUGGACCAAAUUUAAUAAAUCAUCUCCUGAUCCGCACUUUGUCCAGAGUUAACUUAGAUAUCAAGCAAGGCAGUCAUGGCCACUAGGCGUCUGACCGAUGCCUUCUUGUUAAUGCGGAACAAUGCAAUCCAAAACCGGCAGAUAUUGGCUGAGCAAGUGAGUACAUACGACCCCCGUCUGAGUACACGUAGCAAUGCUGCGGAGCUUGAUGAGUUGGCUGAUGAUCGAAUGGCCCUGGUGUCAGGACUUAGUCUGGACCCUGAAGCUGCCAUUGGAGUCACCAAGAAACUGCCCCCCAAAUGGAUAGAAGGAGUUGAUGAGAUCCAAUAUGAAAUCACACGGGUUCGGCAGAAGAUGAAGGAACUGGCCUUACUUCAUGACAAACAUAUGAAUCGCCCCACACUGGACGACAGUAGUGAAGAGGAACAUGCCAUAGAAAUCACUACACAGGAGAUCACACAGAUGUUUCACCGAUGCCAGCGAGCUGUGACAGGUUUGCAGUCUCGUUGUGGUCACUGCACCGAGCAGGAGGAGAGACUGUUGAGAAACGUGGUGUCAUCUCUGGCACAGAGUCUGCAGGACCUAUCCAUCAAUUUCAGGCACACACAGUCCAGCUACCUUAAACGUAUGAAGAAUCGUGAGGAGAGAUCAAAGCACUUUUUUGACUCAGGACCUUUAAUGGAGGAGGAUGAAGAUUUAGCACUAUAUGACAAGGGGUUCACAGAUGACCAGCUGAUGCUGGUGGAGCAGAACACAGUUAUGGUUGAAGAACGAGAGCGGGAGAUCCGACAAAUAGUGCAGUCCAUCUCAGAUCUGAAUGAGAUUUUCCGGGACUUAGCUGGAAUGGUGGUUGAACAGGGCACUGUUCUUGACCGAAUCGACUUCAAUGUGGAGCAGGCUUGUGUUAAAACGGAAGAUGGAUUGAAACAGUUACAAAAGGCAGAACAGUAUCAGAAGAAAAACAGAAAGAUGCUGGUCAUUUUGAUUCUGUUUGUCAUAGUGAUUGUUCUAAUUAUUAUUCUUUUUGGAACAAAGUUUUAGUCAUGCAUUCCUCUGGCUUUUGUUUUCUGUGUGGGCAUUUGUUGUGCAUCUGUGUGGACUUGGACUUGGUCUUGGUUCUACUCAAAACAAAGCUGAAUGCCUUUCAUACCCACCAGGAAACGACAAGAAGAAUUCCAUGUUUCUUUGCGGGUGCACUUUGGGCUAUGUGGAGAUAUUUUAUGGUCCAUUUUAAUGAAAGAAACAAUCUACAGUCUGUUUGAGCCGUGGCUAUUUUAUCAAGUGACUUGCAUCCAAAUCACUCCAAGACUCUUUGACGGAGGUAUGUCAAACCAAACCAUGUUGACAUAUCUGUCUUAACAAAAAAGAAAAAAAAGAAAAAAACUUUGGUGUAUAAAAAUGGACUGCCGGUGUUAAAUUGCUAAGGCAGAGUGUUCUCUGCUUGAACUCUAAGCACGAGUUGUGACAUUUGUUGUGUGAAGAUGCGUCAUUUCUGUUCAAUAUCAUUGCAAACAUUUUGUUUCCGUGAAUGAGAUGUGACAAGAACGAAUGUUUGUGAAAGAGAAAAAUCAUUUUCAUCUCAACAUUACAUGUAUGUACUGGCUCAGUAUUUUACCCUACCUUUAUAUAUAAGGGCAGAUAUGAUUCAUCCAUUCAGUACCAAAAAUAUUCCUUCGGUUUAAGGACCACCAGUUUUUUGUAUCCCUUUUCACCCUAAUUUAAUAAUAAUACUGAGGUCCUUUUUACUCCACUGUUGGCCUGAGGAGGGUGUAGACAGCCAUGAGCAUCCUCCAAUUCAUCCUAUAAGUUUAAGAUCAUACCGGUGUCACAUCUGCUGUACUUAGUGUUAAAUGCUCAUUUUUAAAACACUUGAUUGUUUUGUUUUCCAUGGUCCUUGCAUUAAGUGCUACCUUCUUAAAACUCUUGCAGUUUGCACAUAUUGAGGCCU